Molecule: messenger RNA, 1955 nt
Organism: Aegilops tauschii subsp. strangulata
Lineage: Eukaryota; Viridiplantae; Streptophyta; Magnoliopsida; Poales; Poaceae
Product: transcription factor UNE10
Cellular component (GO): nucleus
Molecular function (GO): protein dimerization activity
Source: RefSeq, a predicted model, not a curated record
CGCGCACUGCAUGGCUCCGCCACACACACCUCCGCGCGCGCCGUGCACCCGUGCUGCCUCCUCCACGCACCGCUCCAUAACUAUCUCCGCCUCCGCUUGAUUUGCCGUGCUUUCCAACGACCACCAUAUAUACUGUGCUUACGUAUAUGGUAUAGCUUACACCUACUACUACACACACAUAGCUAGCUCACCACCGUUCUGCUCUGCCGGCCCAAUCCCGGGACGACACAGCAAGCCACCGGUCCUUCUUUCGGGGUAUAUAUAUAGCUUGGCAUUGGAGGUGGUGGAGCGUGAUGAAUAACCAGUGCGUGCCGAGCUGGGAUCUGGACGAGACGGUUGGCGCGGGGCUCAACCCGACGUCCACCGGGUCGGCGCAGCGCAUGGCGUCUGGAGACAGCGGUCUGACGGGGCCGGUUGCCAUGCCCAUGCCGGACCAGUACGACGAGGUGGCGGAGCUGACGUGGGAGAAGGGCAACAUCUUCUGGCAGGGGCUGCUCAACCGGUCGGUGCCCAAGUACCCGGCCGCGCCGGCGCCGGCGCAGAUGCACGCCAUCGGCGGCGCGGGAGAUCACCGGGAGACGCUCGAGGCAGUGGUGGGCGAGGCGGCCGCUCGUUUGUCGUCUCAGUCCACGUCGCACCUCGGGCAGCCGUUGCCAACAGCUGCCGCGCCUUGGCUCGGUGUGGGCGCGCCGGCCGACGGGCUCGUGCCGUGCGCAAGGGUUGACGACCCGGCGGAGGGGGACGUGCGGAGGAAGCGGGCACGGGUGGUCGGCGAGGACGGGCGGGUGUGCGCCAGCCAAGGGAGCGUCGCGCCCGGCCGUGGCGAGAGCUCGCUGCUCACUCUGGAGCCCUGCGGCACCGGUGCUGACGACUUGUGCGGGUUCACGACGACCAACAACUCCACGUCGCUGGACCACGGCUCCCCGGAGACGGAGAACACGAGCUUCGGGGGCGGCGCCAGCGACUCCCGCUGCUUCAGCCGUCGGUCGCAGAGAGACGGGCUGUGCGAUGAAGCAGAGAACGUCGUGGUCAAGGGGGAAGCUCCAAUGAGGCCGUCCAUUUCUACGAAGAGGAGCCGGGCUGCUGCCAUCCAUAACGAAUCUGAGCGUAAAAGAAGGGACAGGAUCAACCAGAAGAUGCAAACACUGCAAAAGCUCGUCCCCAACUCAAGCAAGACGGACAAGGCAUCGAUGCUGGACGAGGUGAUCGACCACUUGAAGCAGCUGCAGGCGACGGUGCAGAUGAUGAACCGGAUGAGCAGCAUGAUGAUGCCCAUGGCCAUGCCGCAGCUGGCCCAGAUGUCCGUCAUGGCCAACAUGGCCCAGAUGGCCCAGAUGGCGCAGAUGGGCCUGGGAAUGAUGAACAUGGCGGGGCCACUCGCGCAGCCCGCCUACACCGGCCUCACCCAGCCCAUGAUGCACGCGUCCACCCCUUUCGUCGCCAUACAGCCCUGGAACGCCGGCGCCGGCGCCGACCGGCAGAAGCAGCCCGCCGCUGCCGCCGUGCCGGACGGCUACUCCGCCUUCCUCGCCUGCCAAGCGGCGCAGCAGAACGCGCAGCAGCAAGCUCAACCGAACGGCAUGGAGGCGUACAGCAGGAUGAUGGCCAUGUGCCAGAAGCUAAGCCAACAGCAGACCCAGCCGGGCAGCUCCAAAGAGUGAUCGUACAACGUCGUACAAGCACCUGUACAGCAUUUUCCUUUGGACAUGAAAAUCUGUCGACGCACCACAGCACCCUGCAGCAUCGUGUAUUUUACACAUUAUUGCACAUGAUUUGUCGUAUUAAAAUCAUUCUAGCUUGUACGCAUAUCGUUUUGACAACAUUUUGCUUAGCUUGUACGUAUAAGUCACCGCCAAUCGGUUACCUGAAGAAGAUGUGUUUGUACUACAGUAUCACCCAAUUGCACAUGAUUUGGAAAUUGGACCGGAGAGGUUAACCUCAUCCAGCUUUCGAUA